Messenger RNA from Pocillopora meandrina, 23764 nucleotides. NCBI's taxonomy places the organism in Eukaryota, Metazoa, Cnidaria, Anthozoa, Scleractinia, Pocilloporidae. The record is from the annotation of a GenBank genome assembly.
AUGGUAGCUGCGUUUUUGUACAAGGAUCUGCAUGACCUACUUGUGACAGAUCAAGCCAUAAGGAGUGAAACAGACAACCAAAGGUGCCGUUAUUUUCAUAUUACUCCAUGUCGUUUACCUCUAAAAACACAUAACACGGAAACACAUAAGAUCUAAGUUCAACUAAACUGAACUGACACACUUUCCAAAAACCCUAGCUAGAGUUGGAAGACUCCUGCUUGUCUCUGACCAUUCCACCUUCAUGAAAAAUUGGCUAAUUGAAUCUACCAAAAAAUAUGUAAUAUUGCUUCCGUGGUUCUGGUCCAUUUUUAACUACAAUUUCUUCAUAGGUAUAUCAACUCCAGGAUAAUGGCCGUAACUAUGGACCCCAAGCCAGAGAAAUUGCGAGAAAAUGUCAUCCUAAACUUCAAAAACCUAAAGGUAACAUGAAAAUAAGCUCCUAUGCGUUGUUUUGGUGUAUUCUGACAAGAUAAAAUCUAUUUUCAGGUCUUGACAGCAGAGAAGCGCUGUAUGUUUUGGAGUGGCCCCAGCAAAAGGUAAAAAAACUACAAUAUAUUAUUGAAUAGUAUUUAUUCCUUCUUAAAUUAAAUUGAGUAUGGAGGAGAAUGAAUGAACUUUCUCAGAUGUUUUGUCAAACAUCACCUCUUACCCAAACGAUGAAUAAUUUUUUAACUUUACUCUUUUUUCAUGUGUGACAGUUUUUCAGAGGAAGGUUGUCAUGUAGUUACAUCAAAGAGUAACUCAAAAGAAACAGUUUGCAGUUGCAAUCAUUUGACGCAUUUUGCCGUCUUACUGGACUACGACGGUAGCACAAAGGUAAUAAAGUUAUUUUUGCCUUACUUAAUAGUUUUAUGGGCUCAAUGAACUAACUCAAUGUUGUCCUUUAAUUUUUCUUUUCUUGACACAGCUCACCGAGGAGGACGAAACAAUUCUGAAAGUUGCCACCUACGUGGGACUGAGCCUUUCCAUAAUCGGGAUACUUUUAACAUUAAUACUUUAUUCUUGCCUCACGUAAGCAAUGCACUCGAUUAAUAAUGAGGUAGAUUCUUAACUCCCCUCAACAAGGCUGGUGAUAAAAGAGAUCUCAAUGCCAGUCUCCAUGCAAACAAGAACAGUCAUGUCGGAUAAUUCACAAACUCAAGCUACAUUUCAUGCCCCAUCACGAACUUUUGAACAACUAAUGGUUUCACUUUUUAUGAAUUUUUUAGGCUUUAGACAUUUUCUUCGUAAUAUUUUCUUUUUUUGUCCUCUCUGGAGCUAUUUACUGACUUUCUUCUUUUUUCCUUCGCUGUCAAGAUUUAGUUAAUUUUUUCCCAUUUUUUCCUGUGUGUUGUUGCUUUUGUCUCAUUCAUUCUUCUUGUUUUUAAUAUUAUUUUACCAGAGAUGUUCGUAAACCUCUCUCUCAAAUUCGACUGAGUGUUUCUAUUUCCCUUGGAGCUGGACAGAUUAUCUUCCUAGCCGGAAUAAACGCCACUGAAAACAAAGUAAGUAGCCUCUCCUUCUAUCCAUAGAAGCAAUUUCCUCUUUACACUCUAAAUAUCUUGUCGAAAGAAGCACAUUUAGAAUUAUACCAAAAAACUCUUUCUUUUUACAGGCUGCCUGUAUUACAAUAGCAGCUCUGAUGCAGUAUUUCUUGAUGGCCGCUUUCUGUUGGAUGCUGAUCGAGGGAAUUUAUUUCUACUUCUUUGUUGUGAAAGUUUACAACAUUAACACCAAGAUGUACAUGUAUCACGUCAUGUCAUGGGGUAAGUUUAUUAUUUUAAAACAUGCACUGGUAACUGUACCCAUACUUUCGGAUCGCUAAAUCUGGUGUUGUGAUGCGGUAAAAUGUUUUGAUAUCCUUCCUUUGUUUAUGGGUAGGUCUUCCAGUGAUCAUGGUGGCCAUUUCACUUGGCAUCGCUGCUGGAAAAGAAGGGUUACAAAGCUAUACGAGUGAUAAAUAGUAAGAAAAAAAUUCAAGGGUUUCUUCUUGCUCUUCUCCUUUUAAUUUGUUGCAUUUAACUCUUUGUUUUGUUUUUGGAUAUAGUUUGAAAUAGGUAUCAUUUUAUUUUCUGACAAUGUGUAUAUCUUUCUUGUGUUUCACUUCCUCGAGUUUAGUUGCUGGCUUUCCUCGACUAACAACCUGAUCUGGAUAUUUGUCGCCUUUGUGGCGUUUAUUGAAGUUGUGAGUUAAUGAUUAGUGUUGGUGAUUGUGAUUGGUAUUCCCUGGACUAAUUGCUGCGAAAGAUUUUUUCCUCUGCUCUUUAAAACGAAUUAAGUAUUUAUGAUAUGACCCAAGACAAUAUUUACCAUUUUUUUUUCCUAUUUACUCACAAAAAGCUUUGGACGUAGCCGCUGUUUGCGGGGAUGCUGGUCAAUUUUAACCUACUGAUGGUCUUCAAUAUGAGAAAAACCUGUGGAGACAAUGUCCUCACAGGCAUAAGAGAGCUUCAUAAAUUCUCCAACUUUUUUACUACACAGUAUGAACAAAAACUUCUGCCCCUUCCUUCAACGCAAAAAUAACUCGUGAAAAAAAAAAAAAACAAAAAAAAAAAUGAAAAAUGUGAAAGGAGCAGGGAGAGUAGGAUAUAUUUAUAUAAUUUAUAUAAUUUAACAUAAGGCUUUACUUGGCGUGGUUCUUUCAGUUUAGACACUUUUUUGCGCGAUUUCUUUUGCUCAUUGGCAGAGAUCGAAGCUCCUAAUCUUGGUCCCCCUGUUGGGAGCUCUAUUCCCUGUAAAUUACUCUUCAUCCCACGCUUGUUACCGAAUUAGUAACUUCCUUGGCAAAGAUCCUCCCAUACCUUGGCUAUUCGACAUCCAUAUCUAAAUAAUCGCUUUUUUUUGGUAUAUUUUAGCUCAACAUUUUGAUACUCCUACGUGUAAUAAGGGAGAUGACCAAUCUGUUGCAGCCAACAGGGGGAGACCACCAUUUUCAGCAAAUACGGUGAGAAUCACAGCAUAAAAAUAGUGGAAGACAUUGCCAUGCCCUCCUGUGGGGCUAUAUUUGCCUAGCUUUCUCAUUCCUUAAUCAGUAAGGCAUCAACAUAAAAAUUCAUUGUCAAAGGAAAGUAAAAGAAUGUUUUUUUCUAACUCCUAGUCUUGGCAUCAAAACAUGCGUGGUGAUGAUUCCCCAGCUGGGUGUCAUGUGGCUAUUCGGUCUCCUCUCGCCUGUAAAUAAAGCUUUCGCUUACAUCUUCACCAUACUUAACUCUACUCAGGUCAGUAUUCAAUGGUAACUGUUAAAAGACAUUAAUCGCUAUUAUUUAUUUUACUUUCUGACCAAGUGAGACACCAUUAGGAUGGUCAGAUUACAUUUCUUUGGAAUUUUUAAAAAAAAAAAGGUGUCAACUAUGCAAGAGAAGGCAGACUUCUUUUUCAAUUAUAAGAUGUGCAAUUUUCCUUCCUUCUUGGAAAUCUUAAUAGAUAGUUGACUAAUUUGUUUGCAAAUUGUAAAAAUUAAUGAUCUAAAAAUCAUUUUUAUGCUGCAGGGUUUCCUGAUUUUCGCUCUACACUGUAUGCGAAACACUCAGGGUAAAAAAACAUUGAACUGAUUAUUAACUUUAUAUCAUCAAGUUUUAGUGUUUCAAUAAAUAUUCGAGUGCUAAGAACCAUAUUUCGUGUUGCUCGUCUAUCUGCAGAUCAAAGAGCGAUUCAAAAGAAAGAUGAACAUCGUUUUUCCAUCUUCUAUAAAGGACAACUCCACAAGGAAGAGUCCACAGGUCAAUCUAAACGAGGUUGGGAAUGUAUGGGCAAUUUAAUUGCAGUCAUGUGCUGAAUUUGAAUCGAAAUUGUACUUAAGUUAAAUAACUUGAUUCAGCCAAUCGGAAAUAACAACCAAAUACUUAGAACAAUCACUUAGUUAACAGCAAUAAGUCGCUUACGAUCGGUCUGAGUUACGAUCUGCUGUAAAAAAAGAGGUCUGUGUCUGCAUUAUUGCUUAAGCAUUCAACUUGAUGUCUUUGUAACCGAUCAUUUUUAUGAUAAUAAGUUUAUUUUCUAGGCGAUCGUAUAUUUGCCGGCAAGAAUCAUCGAAAUAAACCAAUCUAUAAAUUUAAAUUCCUAAUGGCUCUGUAUGCUGAUGACUGCUUUGUUUCACUUACUUAGUUUAUAAACUUCGUAUCAAACACUGUUAUUAGUUUUAACUAUAGGCUUUGGAUAGUCACUGAAAUUAUCAGUUUCUAGAAAUUUCUAGAAUACGUAGUCAUGCUGACAUGCACACAAAGGAACUUUCUGCAAUAUUUUAUUAGGUUGCGUAGCUAUGGUGUAACACCACCAAAGUGGUUGUUGUAAGCUUCUGGAAUUAUCUGGAACACUUUGUACAAAGGACUCAAUCGUGCAGCAGUAGUAGUUGUUGUUGUCGGUAGUGACUGAUUUUUCAGAGAGUUCUAAUGAAAGAGAGCUACUGUGGAAGAUUGUUAAUUUCGAGGAACUUGCGAGACAACUGUGAGAUUGUGUCAGUGGUGAGCUAAGAUGUAAUUUGUAGUGGGCUUAAAUAAGUUUAUUUAGCAUAAAAGUGUACUUCCUCUAAGAGUCGCUCCUUAGUAAGAAUAUUAAAGUUGUUUAAUAGUGUUCUUUCUGUUGGUUAAAUUGUACCGUAACAAAAAAAUGCUCAUAGUAGUAGCAGCUAAAGUUGACGUUCACCGACAUUACACUUUCAAAUAAACAAAUAACUUUUAACGACAUCCCCCGUUGAACUCACCGAACCGAUUUCCCGAGACACAGACUACACCUUUUCAUAAUUAUUCUAAUUAUUCUAAUUAUUCUAAUUAUUCUAAUUAUUCUAAUUAUUCUAAUUAUUCUAAUUAUUCUAAUUAUUCUAAUUAUUCUAAUUAUUCUAAUUAUUCUAAUUAUUCUAAUCAAAUCUAUUUAAUCUAAUUAAUCUAAUUAUUCAUUUACCCUUGAAAAUGUUUCGACAAGAAACCAAACAUGCAGGAAUUUAAAGAAGCUCAUCCUAAUUCACAGAUUUUCCCGCCAAGCCUUUUUUUCCUGAUUUAACCAGCCAAUUUAAACAGACACACUAAAUCAAAGCCUAAAAUCUUAUCUUUUCUUUCUACCAACACUGUCUCUAAAUUUACUUUGUGGUGUUCGUAGAAGGUAAUUAAGGUGCCGUUUCGUAAAGUACUUAAGUAAUUAUAGGUAGGCAAGUGAGCUUAAUUAGCGAAUUGCGAGUUUUGUAUUGUAAUGUAUUGUAAGUCAUGUUCUGUUUAGUAACGUUAUGUAAGUAACAUGACGCUGUAAGUGACUGUUACUAAGUGACCGUUAGUAUAAAUAAGAAAUAAGUAAAAGUGACUAUCCAAUAAGUACAGUAAUGUAAUAAGUUGAGUGAUGUUGAGUAAUGUAAGUAGAGUAAUGUAAUGUAAGUUUAGUUUUGUACAAAUGUUUCUUCAAUAAAUGUUUAUUAAAUUAAAAAAAAAAAUAAAAAAAAUAAAGUUGACAUUCAAAGUUGUUGGUUAAUAAACAAAUAGAUGAAUACGUAAAUGGUUGAAUAAAUAAACAGCUUAUUUAAAAGGACAGAAAAACCCGCAUGAUUGGAUCGUUUUUGAUCAGUUACAUUUGCCAGUUUUAUUCUUUUUCUUUUUUUUCGCAUCCCUAAGAUAAGAAGUAGCAUUUUGAAUCGAAAAUACAUCCAAUAAUCUGGAAUUCAAUUGGGGCGAUGCUAGCCGUAAAUGGCAUUAACUAAGAGAUUAUAUUCUCUUGCGCAAACUUCAUUAAACAGCGAUUAAAGAACUUUUACACAGAGUAGACAAUUUAACGGGAAAAAGUUCAUCGAUAGAAAUGCGGAAAAUUUCCGAGGGCCUGGCUUUCAAAUAUCACUACAACGGAGAGGCUAGCAUUGAAGAGGAAUUUCAACCAGCGAAAGAAGGAGUUGAACAUGUAGAUGUGUCUAACUCGGUUUACAACAACCUAAACUACAUUGCACCUCUUUAUAAAUCAGCAUGGAUGAAGAAGCGUGCGAUUUAGGCGGAAGAAGUGAUAUCUCAAAACGUUUCAAGCUUCGAGUGGCUAACUUUAUUGCAGCUAAGGCUACUUCAUAUUUUGACCCCACCGCUCCUUCUAAAAUGUUGGAAUUCAAACAUCUGGACACAAAAGUAAUGGUCUGCAUGACGCUUUUGCAUGGGAGAGUUGUUUUGUAGGCUGAACGCUAAACUAUGGCCGUUGGCCUCCGUUGGUUUUUUGAUCAAUUAACGAUCAACUUUACGUAAACUCACAUCGAGUUCACGGUCUAAGAAAAUCGAGAAGGAAUCCUUUGACUCGGAGUUUGCCGUGCUGUAAAAAUAUUAAUACAUGUUAUUAACACAUGAGUGAAUUAAUCCAGCAAAGUUGAAGGCCAGCGAAAUAAUUACCACCACCCACCAACUGAAACGGCAGCAUAAACAAUAAUCAUUUCCGUUUAUGCAUACGAACAGAUGGCGUGCUAGCUUUAGCUGCCGUUUGAUAAAACAGAAGUUGAUUUAAGAAAACUUUCAUUUAGCGGAGCUGAUAAAGAAAUAAUCAUUCUUAACAUCAAUUAUUUUUGAGCUGCUUCUUUAUAAAAUUGGAAUUAUAAAGAGUAUUUUAAUUCCGUGAAGUUUUCCGAUUAUAUUAAGAAAAACAAUGCUUCACAUCUGGUGCAAGCUGCCUUUUAUCUAUUGUUGCCUCUUUGACGGGAAAAAAAAUGGAGACAAACGUCGGGAACAAGCUAUCAGAGAUCAUAAUUUGCAUUAAACUCUGUCUCGUGCAAAAGGGUUUUAUAAGAUGCCGUAUAUCCGCAACUCUCAAGCUGGGAGAAUCAAAUAUUAGUGUAACGAUACCUUUUAACAGCAACCUUUGCAUAUCUUGGCCAUGAUGAAGUGGAUGAUGAAUGGAACUGAAUCCGGAAAAUUUUUCAAAACUCUAUUAACAUGUUGUGUGGUGGGUAAGUACGACGCUAGUUAUUCCUGUUUGUUGUGCGGUAGCUAUAAAAUUGCGCGAUGAGUACAACUGAAUCCCACAAAGAGAGCAAAACCUUUCUUAAAAGUUGUGCGCUAGUAUAGUAGCCACCUAAUUAUAUCUUGAUUUUCCUUUUGCAAAACAUUUAUAUCGAUUUUUGAACGUCCUGUGAAGUUUGGCCGAAAGAAAAUGUCAGUUGGCGGAUAUUGGCACUGUUGAUCAAAACAAACCAGAUUCUAAAGGUGUCCGCAUUAAACUCUGAGUUCGUAAUCGGAGAAGGAUCUCUUACAAAUUGGAUUCCUGAAGCCUUUUAGAUUUCAUAUAGUGCAAAGCAAUUUAAGAUCAAAGCACAGGCGAGACAUUCAUGCUGUGGUCAUGUUGUUUGCGUCAUAGUUGUCUGCACAACAGCUUUAGCAGCCAUAUUUAGGAUAACAGGAACACGAUAACUUAGUUGCUAUCGUUUUAUACCACUAUGACACGAUGUGAAAAGGAAAAAACGUGUCGACUUCGGAUAGCUGCUGAACGUUGGACGUGCUUAGACAAGAGAUCGAACUUAAUCAUCAGGGUCCACUUAAACUGGCGUUAGAUGCAAAGUUUAACAUUCGAUCCGGUAUUUGGAAAAAAAUGUUUCAAUUGGUGUACUUUUUCCUUUCUUAUCGCAAAUUAAAACACCAUUAGUAUACAUGAAUUUCGAUAGCUGCUUUUCUGAAUGAGCUGAGGGGUUAAAGUGACGUGCACUCAGAGUCAAAUAAUUCAAACAACCCUUGAAAUUGAUUAUUUUUACGAAUUAAAAUUCAGCAAUUGAACUCCUUACAGCCACAUGGAGAUUCUUUUUUAAUUUAAGUAUAGUUCAAAUAAUAAAUAAAUUAUUAGUCAUGUUUAAUGGAUCACCCCGAAAUGAUACGAUGGUGUUCCUCAUUCUAGGGUCAUGAUCAAUGAAUUCCAGCCUAAAGCUUUCCUGAGAGCUUUCGGAUGAGGCACUAUUCAGAUGCCCAAACUGUUAGAGCUUUCAAAUUGUUGUUCAGUCAUUAACACUCGGAGUAGAUGAUUGCCGAAUGCUCGCCAAGUUGGACGUCAUGGACAAUUAAAACAUACUUCUCUUUUAAAUUAUUCUCCUUUGUACCCGAAAGCAAACUUUAUACUUAUCUCAUUGCUCUUCUUUUGUAAAAAAAUCUAUGGUGGAGGUUCCGCGGUCUGCUGAUCCAUAGUUUAGUAACUCCCAAGAAUAUGGAAAAAUCCUCACUAAAUUUUGGAGACCAACUCCUCAAGAUUGAAAUUGAGCAGAAUUUUUAUUUGAGCGGUCAGAAUCGAUACCUGAUUAAUUCGCUUAAUAAAGCAUCGUCCGUUUCGAAUUGUUGCGAGCUAAAACGAAACAUCUUUUUUUUUUGAAUAGCGCACCUUUUCAUUGAUAUAUGGUUUGGUUGCACUCCGAAUUUCCCGUGUAAAAAAGUUUUUCGAAGGACAUUCGCGAAGGUCUACUAUACUCUUAAAAAUGUUUUCUCCAUGUGAAAAGUUUUGUUCAGCUGGUUGGUAAAUUGUGGAGAUGCUGCAUUUUUUAAAAUUUAUCCUUCUGCAACCUAGGGAAGGUAAUAAAAGUCAUGGGUAGAUGCCAAAGGGUAUGUAGCAAAUAAUCUCCAUUAGCAAUAGUCUAACUCGAGAUCUUAUAAACUCUUUCAUUGUUUCAAAUGUUAUUCUUGAGAUAAUGAUCAAUUUUUUUGCUCGUUUUCUCUUAUACAGUCAUCUUUCAUUUGUUGAUGGAUUUGUCAGGAACAGGUGAGGAAGUGUAAUUCCGAUUUUAACAUCUAUGCGCCUUAAAAUGAAAAAAGAUAAUAUCUGAUUGAUUAUCAUAAUAAUUAGCCAUAGACUUACAGACUUCCUGUUGGGAUUACAUCGGAUUGUGACUCAAAACGUAAGUUGAAAAGCAAAACAAAAAAGUCGUAGAAUAACGGUGCUAUUACCCUGAUCUCCCUUAUUUCCAGUUUUAAAAUCUUUCGCUUCAGUGAUGUAGAGGGUUUUGAUGCCCAUUGUUUGUUAUUAAAAUUAAUAGUGUCAAAAAAUAAUUUCUCGUCUCAAUCAUUAUCAUUAUCAUUAUCACAAUUGUUAUCAUCAGUAUACAUUUUUUCGUUUAUUUAUUCAUUCCUUUAUUUUUUCUCAUAGAGUGCCAAGCAACCUGUUUCAAAAACUCCUCUUACGUAUUUUCGAAAAGUGCAGCAAGAUGGAAUUUCAACUGGUAUGUCUGCUGGUACCAGGGAGGUUACUUAGUCUCCAUCGAAACUGAAGAAGAAUGGAAGUUUAUCAGUAAUGAGAUUAAAAAGCGUGGUACUGGGAAUACUAGUGCAUGGCAUAUUGGUUUAAGGAAGAGAGACGGGAAUUGGACUUGGGAGAGUGGACAACAUCUGAAUAUUUCGAAAUGGCGAUAUUCUGAGCCAGAGGGUAACGACAAUUGCGCGGAAAUAUCCGAGAAUGGAAGCCUCUUUAAUGGUAUCUCUUGGAAUGAUGAAAAUGCCUGCAUUUGCGAGAUGCCCGUAGGUAAGAUCACAUUCCAACCAUAAAGUAUAUUAUGUGCUGAAAUAUUAGAGUCUUGCACUUGUGUCGUGAAAAUUUCUCUUGAUUCUUAAAAGUAAAAAUAUUGUUCACAGAAUAUGCUCAGCUCACCUAACUUGUACGUGUAAGCGAUAAAUGAACUUUCAUGCGCCUAAUAGUGUUUGAACAUAAUACCCAUAAAAAUUUCCGGGACACAUGUUUCAAGAAGCAAUUUGAUCACUCUAGAACUGACCUUUUUUGCAUCGCCUGCAGCUGGAAAAAGAGCGACCGAAAUUGUACAUUUCUCAACUUUUGUCGAGCGUGCUACGGUUGAAAUAAUCUAGCCAACGGAAUUUUUCCGUGACACAAAUUAGAAGUGUUCACUGAGGUCAGUGAGCGUAUGCAUGCUGUUUUGAGCAUAACACAUCGAAGAAUUUUUAUUUUUUGUGUGUGCGUGCGUGGGUGUGUCUGUGUGUGUUUCUUUUACGAGUCAGUGAUAAAUAUGUUAUUCACAGCCGAGAGGUCCGUAUUGGGUAAUACUGUGCCCAGGGUCUUGAGAACCGGCACUUAGGACAGAGUGCCCAGUUUUUCCAAUAAGGGACCGACCUAGGCUGGUGAAUAAUAGUUUUUUUUUCUCUUAAACUCAAAGAAAUGUUUUUAAAAACAACCCUAAUGAUUUAAGGUUAUAAUUAAGGCAAGAUCCUCCAUGAACUGAACAAAUUUUGAGCGAGUGAAUGGUAGUUGAAACAGACAAAGGUAAUGCAAAUUGAAGAGAGGCUUGACCGAGAUAUUUUUAGUGUAGGGAACAAGAUGAUUUAAAAGGCUUCCAUAGAAUUUUGAAACAAUUUAUUUUAACAAGUAUCUGUCACAAUCUGGCACCUGUCAAUUAGAGAUUGCGUAAGACAAAAGCGCAUCCACGCCUUAAAACGACAACAACAACAACAACAGUAACGGCGCUCAGCUCAGCGAGGAACUAAUUUAUUAUUCAAAAACUCAACUACCAAAAUUACACGAAUUCAUAGAUAAUCUUAGCUGAUGUGAAGUCAACCAAUUCAGAAAAGCAGGUCAGAGAUUGCAGACGCCGGAGCGAAGAAAGAUGUAUUGUAUUAAUUUACACUAAAAAAACAUAAUGUUAGAAAAAAGGAAUCAAAUAAGGAAUAAGUCACGUUUUUUAUCUCAUUCAUUUUUCUCCUUUAUUGUGAUUGUGAUGAUAAUCUUAUUAUGUUAUCAUCUUUAUUAUAAUUAUCAUUUUGUUUAUCGUCAUCGUGAUAAUUAGUAUCUUUGUCUUCAUCUUUAUCAUGUUGUAGAAUGCCCAAAUAUAACUUUUAAAAACUCUCGGUACAUAAUUUCGGUGGAUGGAUGGUACUGGCACCUGAACAGAGAUAUCUGCCAGAGUCAAGGAGGGGACCUAGUUUCCAUUGAAACCGAAGAAGAAUGGAAUUUCAUCAAUAACGAGAUUCAAAGGCGGAAUACUUCCAGCUGUAAAAAUAAAUGGAGUAUUGGUUUAAUGAAAGAGGACCGUAAUUGGACCUGGGUGAAUGGGAGACCGCUGACUGUUUCCAAAUGGGGACAAGGGGAGCCAAGUGGUGAACACGACGUUGGUUUCAUGUACAAGCGGUUCAGUAAUGACGAACGGGGCUUGUUUGGUAGUGUUGAUAGGGAAAUUUGGACAAAACAGCACGCUUAUAUUUGUGAGAUUUCCAAUGGUGAGUUAACUUGUCGUUGUUGUUUUUUUUUCUUAAAUGUUCUUUUGAGUAAACUAAAAGGCUCUAGAAGCGAUUAAGUGUAACAAAAACAUUCUUUCCUAACGUUUGUGAUACUCACGACAGAAUAUAUAUAUACUCUGAAAGUCAGGAUCAAGUUUACACUUACCUUUGCUUAAAUGAAAAUAUGUUUCAAUGAACGUUUUAACGAUAUAGAUGUCUAACUUUUAACAUUGUGAGCGGAGGAAAGUUAUAGACGGUCCUGUUACUAUCACUAUUACGAGUAACAGCAGUUGCGAAACUGAUAGUGAAUUCCAAUUGCAAAGAAUCAUCAGUCCAAUUGCUUUGCUAGUUGAUAACGCGUGAUAAUGUGAAUUGCGAUAUCUUUUGUGUGCUAGUGACUCAUGUCAGUUAAGAUACAUGCCGAUUAUCGUUUUAUAAAACAGCUACAGAAGACUUGCAGACUUAUUUGUUCUUCGCAAAGGGGAAUCACUUUUACGUUUAUUGCAUACUAUUUUAAUAUCCAAUCGUUUGAACUGUAAAGUUGUAGGGGCUAAUUUCAAUGCAGCGCAAAAUGUGCGGUGAACAUAAUAAACUGACCAUCCUGCAUCUAAUUCGAAUAUUGCGAGCACUUCGAUCGACCUAGCAACCACUAUUCUGCACCGAGGUUAGUAAGGGUUGCCUCAGUUCUCAUAAUUAUGUUACCACGGGGCGUAGAUACAUUCUUUUGUUUUAAAAAUAGUCAAAACUGAGGUGGAGUUUAAUUGAUAUUCUGCUCACCGAAAAGAUAAACAUAGACAUGCGAAGCAUGUAAGAACUAUUAUUUUGGUUAGGAGGGUUGAGAUGGGACACUUGGUGUUCCUAACGCUUUCAGUUUUAUAACGGAAAAAAGCAUAACUUUUAAAAUAGCGAAAAUAUCGCAUUACUUCACCUAAAAAGAAAGAAAACAAAACCUAAAUUAUCUGAACUUACACUAUUUGUGGUCUAUUGUCUCUGUUGUCUAAAAACCCUCUGAGGAAAAAUAAAAUGCAUCGGUGCCACGCUUACCGUUGUUGUUUGGUCUCGUCACACAAAUAACGGUCGAGAAAGAGAAAGUUUACUGCUGUUCCUAAGACAGCAAGAUCAACAUUAUUCGUCUACAGUUAGUUACCUCAAAAAAGAAUCCUCGUUUUACCACCAAAAGCGAAACGAAACUCCGUAGUAUUUCCAAUAGACCCUAGCCAAAGAUAGAUUGCGAUCUCGAAGAAGUGGAGAUAUAUUGAAUAAGAGAUGAGGAAAGUAUUUUAAAGACGGCUCCUUGGUUCGUUGUUGCCUAUCUGGACUUUGCCACCUGAAUUAAAAUGCGAUGGGAUUAAGCCCAAAGUAGCUAAAAGCGACUUUUAUUCUCACGAAAAGUCAUAACGCGGGAGAAUUACGUACAUAAUUCACUAUCAGUAGCAUUCAGUUUCACGUGAAUUUUUUGGUAUUGGAUAAUGCGGUUCGAAUAAGUGAUAAAAUGCAAGUUGUUUAGGAGGAAAUAACUCGUGAUGGAGAAAAGUCUAAUGAGGCAUAAUGGAAUUUGAUCGGUGGAAUAUAAUUCAAACAACAGAAUACGGAACAAGCUGUUAAAAUAUUGUCUUACAGCUUUUUCAGCUACUAGGGAAAACUCUUCAGAAGAUAUUUCAUUCUCUACUCAUUUAGCGUCUAGUUUCCAAAAAUAACCCAAAACUUUAUCGGAACAUCAAUCACAGAAGACGUGUGCGAACGACUUAGAAAAUGCAAAGGAAACAAUUAAAGUGUUCUGUUUAACCAACAAAACAUCGAGUGCAUUUGAGAGAUUUCAUCGUUCUGAGCGGCCAUUUUGUUGGUAUGCUUUCUGCCUGCAUUUUUGCCAUCAUAGUGUAAAAUUAAGGCAAUUUUAUCUUAUGAUAUGGUCUUAAGCUUUAUUUUUCUUUAAAGAUUCAUCAAUAUCUACAUCACCCUUACCAUCGUCGCCAUUGCUAUUGCCGUUACCAUCGCAAUCGCUGUCACCAUCGCUCAUGCCAUUGCCCUCACCAUCGUUAUCGCCAUCAUCAUCACACUCGCCAUCCCCCUCGCCAUCGCCAUCGCCAUCGCCAUCGCCAUCGCCAUCGCCAUCGCCAUCGCCAUCGCCAUCGCCAUCGCCAUCGCCAUCGCCAUCGCCAUCGCCAUCGCCAUCGCCAUCGCCAUCGCCAUCGCCAUCGCCAUCGCCAUCGCCCUCGCCCUCGCCAUCGCCCUCGCCAUCGCCCUCGCCCUCGCCCUCGCCAUCGCCCUCGCCAUCGCCCUCGCCAUCGCCCUCGCCAUCGCCCUCGCCAUCGCCAUCGCCCUCGCCCUCGCCCUUACCAUCGUCGUCACCGUCGCCCUCACCAUCACUGUCGCCAUCGCUAUUGCCGUUACCAUCGCAAUCGCUGUCACCAUCGCUCAUGCCAUCGCCCUCACCAUCGUCAUCGCCAUCACCAUCACACUCGCCAUCCCCCUCGCCAUCGCCAUCACCCUUGCCAUCGCAAUCGCUGUCACCAUCGCUCAUGCCAUCGCCCUCACCAUCGUCAUCGCCAUCACCAUCACACUCGCCAUCCCCCUCGCCAUCGCCAUCACCCUUGCCAUCGCAAUCGCUGUCACCAUCGCUCAUGCCAUCGCCCUCACCAUUGUCAUCGCCAUCACCAUCACCCUCGCCAUCCCCCUCGCCAUCGCCAUCGCCAUCACCCUUGCCAUCGCAAUCGCUGUCACCAUCACACUCGCCAUCCCCCUCGCCAUUGCCAUCACCCUCGCCCUCGCCCUCGCCCUCGCCCUCGCCAUCGCCAAUGCCAUCGCCAUCGUCAUCGCCCUCACCAUCGCCAUCGCCAUCGCCAUCGCUCUCGCUCUCGCUCUCGCCCUCGCCCUCGCCCUUACCAUCGUCGUCACCGUCGCCCUCACCAUCACUGUCGCCAUCGCUAUUGCCGUUACCAUCGCAAUCGCUGUCACCAUCGCUCAUGCCAUCGCCCUCACCAUCGUCAUCGCCAUCACCAUCACACUCGCCAUCCCCCUCGCCAUCGCCAUCACCCUUGCCAUCGCAAUCGCUGUCACCAUCGCUCAUGCCAUCGCCCUCACCAUCGUCAUCGCCAUCACCAUCACACUCGCCAUCCCCCUCGCCAUCGCCAUCACCCUUGCCAUCGCAAUCGCUGUCACCAUCGCUCAUGCCAUCGCCCUCACCAUUGUCAUCGCCAUCACCAUCACACUCGCCAUCCCCCUCGCCAUCGCCAUCACCCUUGCCAUCGCAAUCGCUGUCACCAUCGCUCAUGCCAUCGCCCUCACCAUCGCCAUCGCCAUCACCAUCACCCUCGCCAUCCCCCUCGCCAUCACCAUCACCCUCGCCAUCCCCCUCGCCCUCGCCCUCGCCCUCGCCCUCGCCCUCGCCCUCGCCCUCGCCCUCGCCCUCGCCCUCGCCAUCGCCCUCGCCAUCGCCAUCGCCAUCGCCAUCGCCAUCGCCAUCGCCAUCGCCCUCGCCAUCGCCAUGGCCAUCGCUCUCGCCCUCGCCAUCGCCCUCGCUCUCGCCAUCACCAUCGCCAUCGCCAUCCCCAUCCCCAUCGCCAUCGCCAUCGCCAUCGCCAUCGCCAUCGCCAUCGCCAUCGCCAUCGCCAUCGCCAUCGCCAUCGCCAUCGCCAUCGCCAUCGCCAUCGCCAUCGCCAUCGCCAUUGCCAUCCACACUGCCAUCGCCAUUGCCAUCGCCGUCGCCGUCGACAUUGCCAUCGACAUUGACAUUGCCAUCGCCAUUGCCCUCAGCCUUGUCCUCACUCUCGUCAUUGCCAUUGCAUUCACCGUCGCCAUCCACGUCGCCAUCGCCAUCGCCAUUGUCGCCUAUCCGUCGCCGUCGCCGUCGUCAUUGCCAUCACCAUCGCCAUCGCCAUUGCAAUCGCCUUCGCCAUUGUCGUCUUCGCCGUCGCCGUCGCCAUCGCCAUUGCCAUCACCAUCGCCAUCGCAAUCGCCCUCGGCAACGUCCUCUCGCUCGUCAUUGCUAUUGCAAACAGCAUCAUUGUCAUCGUUGUUAAGGGCACUGGUAUGUGUUCCAAAUAUGUCUCUGCAUGUUUCUUUUCAGGACCUGCACGGUUUAUAAAUUUGACAGACACUUUUUUAAUUUAUUUAUUCCAGGAAAAUGAGUAUGUUUUAAAAUUUGACGAACUAAUCAAUACCAGAAGGAGUACCAUAGAGGUAUACAAUUUUCAUAAUAAAAAUUCAGGCUCCUAAAAGAGUUUUGUAGCAAUUGAAACCCUAAACAUCAGUUGAGGCCUCAGGCUAGGCUCUAUCUGCAUUCUUAGUACGAAUUGUCUAUACGAGACAGGCUAAUUAAGAUCUGGAAAUAUUUUAAUAUGUAACUGUAGGAGGCUGUAACUAUGUUUGAAGAUUUCAUCAUAAAAAUCAAGAACGUCACAAAAGACAAGGCUGGCAUGGAAGAGGUUAAAACGCUAAGAAUAUCCAUCUUUAAAGUGGCAAAAGCCUUCGAGAAAUUUGCCCUUAAUUAUGGCAAGCAACACCUGAGCGGAAUGAGACCUUUCGAGAGGUUCGUUUUCCCAAAAAUAGGUGAGGUUACGGCCUACAAUUCUGUUUAGUUUUAAAGUGUAUUCCUCUGUUACUUACUGACUUGCUGACCAACGGACUGAGUUGUGUUAGUUCCUAGACGAUGUAAGAACUCACUGUAAACCUAACCUUUUAGAAAUGUUGUUGUAUGCCAUCGACUCAUUUGUUUUUUUAAAUUUCUUUGACGCUUUAAUUUUUUGCAGUGGAGAGGAAAAUUAGAGGUAUUCUUGAACAAUCAAGAAGAGAAAAAAGGAAUCCUUCAAAAUUUUAAAACCCUUCUUCUCGCUCUGUUUUUGCAAUUUAUCCUUAAUAAUAAAGUAUAUUUGUGAGCAGAAAUUACUACUGGAAUAAUCAAAUCUUGCAAAUAUUUCCCUUUACUUCAUACUAUGCACUGAGCUCAAAAUUGGCAUAUCGUCUGCGAUGUAUAUAAAUCCCUGCUUUUUAAGCGCACUGGUAAAAACUCCCUAAUGAACGCUAAUUUUCUCUGCUGAAACGGGGAUGGCAUUUCAGAAAUGAUUUUUCACAAUUUUAGUCCGUGUAGAACUACUCACAUUUUUAUUCAGUUUUCCUUUAAAAAAGCGUUUUUAAAAUGGUUGUAUUCGUUGGAGAGUCAUGAAAGGGUAAAUACAAUACAAACAAUACACGUCCAUCCAAUAUGAUUAUAAACUAUACCGCAAAACGUAUGUUGUCUAUAAGUAUUGUUUUUCCGACAGUUUUGGUAAUUCAAAAAGCCUAUCACUUGAAUGCGAGUGACUUCAGCCUUGAGGUACAACAAUGGCAUACGAGAAUCAAUAUUGCCUCUUCAAACUUUGAGGAAAAUGGUUCGUAUUAAAUAAGGUGUUACCUAUACAGCUUUUAGUUGCCUUAAUUUCUUUAGUGGAAUUUUAUAUAUCGAGAUAAAACCUUAAGAAUGAGCUUCAUUAGUUUACAUAGUCUAUUUUCUUCAUCAUCCGCCUUCCUUCUGAUGUCACAUCCUCAGAGCCUAAAGAAAAUUUGAAUAUUGCGUGCUUUUUGCUGUUUCAUUCCUUUUUUUGUUGUUUUUGGGGGUUAAGGAUCAUUGGUAGUUGCGUUCGUGUACAAGGAUCUGCAUGACCUACUUCUGACAGAUCAAGCUAUCAGGAGUGAAACAGACAACAAAAGGUGAUGCUAUUUUCCUAUUUUUGUAUGUCGCUUUCCAUGGAAAUACGUAACACGGAAACACAUAAGAUCUACGUUCAACUAACCUGAACUUAGACACUUUCCAAAACCUUAACUGGAGUUGGAAGUUUCCCUGCCUGUCUCAGACCAUUCCACCUUCAUGAAAAAUUCGCUUCAAUCUGUCAAAGGUACACGAUGUUACUUCUUUGGUUCUGAUUUAUUUUUAAAUAAAUUUCCUUCAUAGUUAUAUCAACUCCAAGAUAAUGGCCAUAGCUAUGGACCCCAAGCCAAACAAGUUGCGAGUAAAUGUCAUCCUAAAGUUCGAAAAUCUGAAGGUAAAAUUAAAAUAAGUUGUUAUGCAUUGUUUUGAUUUAUUUUGAAAUGAUAAAAUCUAUUUUCAGGUUUCGACAGCAGAGAAGCGUUGUAUGUUUUGGAGUGGCUUUAACACAAGGUAAAAAACUGCAAUAUAUUAUUGUAUAGUAUUUAUUCAUUGUUCAGGUUAACAAUUUCCUGGAAGCUAAGAUGUUGUCUUUUUUCGUAAAGUCCGACUAAAAUGUUCUCCCAACUAAGACACUACAACUAUAACGUAAAAUUACCGAACAUCACCUCUUCCCCAAACAAUGUUUAAUUUUGUGCGCUUUGUUAACUUUACUUUUUUUUUAGGUCAGAAGGCUUUUCAGAGGAAGGAUGCCAUGUAGUUUCAUUAAAAAGCAAUUCAGAAGAAACAGUUUGCAGCUGCAAUCAUUUGACGCAUUUUGCCGUCUUAAUGAACCACGACGGUAGCACAAAGGUAAUCAAAAGCCAAAAUAAUUUAACUAACAUUUAACUAACUCAAUGUUCUUAUUUAAAUUUUUUCUUUUUGACACAGCUCGCCGAAGAGGACGAAACAGCUCUGAAAAUUAUCACCCACGUCGGACUAAGCCUUUCCAUCGUCGGGAUCCUUUUAACAUUAAUACUUUAUUCUUGCCUCACGUAAGUAAUGUACCUGAAUAUCAGUGAGGUAGAUUCCCUCAACUAUGCUAGAGAGAAAAGAGAUCUCAGUGCAAAUCUCCAUGCCAAUAAAAACACGCAUGUCGGGUAACUCAAAAAUUCAAAUUACAUUCCAUGCCCCAUAAAGAACGCUUGAACAACUCAUAGUUUCAUUGUUUAUGAAUUGCUUAUGGUUUAGUCAUUUCCCCCGUGAUACUUUCUUUUUUUGUACUUUCUGGAGCUAUUUACUGAGUUUUUUUCUUUCAUUUGCUGUCAGAAUUUUACUUGAUUUCUUUGGCCAUAUUUUACUGUACCAUAUAAUUAAUUCAAUUCUCUUCUUUUUUGUGCUUAGUGUCUUUAGUUUGUUGUUGUUAUUGUUGUUGUUGCUUUUCUCUAAUUCACUAUUUUUUUUUUUUUACUAUUAUUACUUCUUUUUUUUUACUAUUUCAUCAGAGAUGUUGGUCAACCUCUCUCUCAAAUUCGAAUGAGUGUUUCUAUGUCCCUUGGAGCUGGACAGAUCAUCUUCCUCGCCGGAAUAAACGCCACAGAAAACAAAGUUAGUGGCCCCUUUUUCUAUCCAUGGAACGAAUUUCCCCGUUGCACCGUAAAUAUCUUGUCGAAAGGAGCGUCAUAAGUAUACGAAAACUCUUUCUUUCCACAGGCUGCCUGUGUUACAAUAGCAGCUCUGAUGCAGUAUUUCUUGAUGGCCGCUCUCUGUUGGAUGCUGAUAGAGGGAAUAUUUCUCUACCUUUUCGUUGUGAAAGUUUACAACAUCAACAGCAAGAUGUACAUGUAUCACGUCAUCUCAUGGGGUAAGUCCAUUAUUUCACAACAUACACUAGUGACUGUAACCAUGCUUUCGGAUCACCAAAUAUGAUGUUGUCAUCCAGCGAAGUUUUACGAUUUCCUUCCUUUCUCUAUGGGUAGGUCUUCCAGUGAUCAUGGUGGCCAUGUCACUUGGCAUCGCUGCUGGAAAAGGAGGGUUACAAAGCUACACGAGUGAUAAAUAGUAAGAAAAAAAUUCAAGGGUUUCUUCUUACUCUUCUCCUUUUAAUUUGUUGCAUUUAAUUGUUUGUUUUGUUUUUGCACAUAUUUUGAAAUUGGCAUCAUUUCAUUCGCUAAAAAUUUGUGUUUCUUUCCUGUGUUUCACUUCUUCGAGUUUAGUUGCUGGCUUUCCUCGACUAACAACCUGAUCUGGAUAUUCGUCGCCUUUGUAGCUUUCAUUGAAAUUGUGAGUUUAUGAUUCGUGUUGGUGAUUGUGAUUGGUUUACCAGGACUACUUGCUGCUAAAGAUUUUUUUCUCUGCUCUUUAAAAAACGAUUUAAAUAUUUAUGAUAUGACCCCACACAAUGUUAACCAUUUUUCUUUUCCUAUUUACUCACAACAAACUUUGGACGUAGCUGCUGUUUGCGAGGAUGCUUGUCGAUUUUAACCUAUUGAUGGCCUUUAACAGCGAGAAAAACCUGUUGAGACAGUGUAUUUACAAGCAUAGGAUAGCUUCAUAAAUUAUCCAACUUUUAGUACAUAGUAUGAAGAAAAAAAAUUCCUUCCCCCCUGUUGAUGGUUUCUCACUGUUUCACAUUGAUAUAUAAAGAUUUUUUUCGCGCAAGAAUAACUAAAAAAAAAUACAUUGAACAGGAAGAAAGGAACAGGAAGAGUAGAAGAUAGUAAAUUGAUAUAAUUUAACGCUAGGAUUCACUUGACAUAGUUCAUUCAGUUUAGACACUUUAGUUCGCGAUUUCUUUAGCUCAUUGUCAGAUAAUCGAAGCUCAUAAUCUAGGUACCCCGGUUGAGAGUUCUAUUUCCUGUCAAUGACUCUUUUAUCCCAAGCUUGUUACCAAACUAGUAACGUCUCUGUCAAGGAUCCUCUCCUGCUUUGGCUACUCGAUAACCAUAUCUAGAUAAUCAAUUUAUUUCUAUUGUAUUCUUCAGCUCAACAUCUUGAUACUCAUACGAGUCAUAAGGGAGAUGACCAAUUUGUUGCAGCCAACAGGGGAAGACAACCAUCUUCAGCAAAUAAGGUAAGAUUUACAACAUAAAACUAAAACAAUAUAGCCUCCUGUGAGGCUAUAUUCCUCAAACUUCCCCUUUCAUUAAUCAGUCAGGCCUUACUAUAUCUAACAAUGAAAAUCCAUUGUCAACGAAAGUUAUGGAAUAUUUUUUCUUAAUUCCUAGAAUUGGCAUCAAAGCAAGCGUGGUGAUGAUUCCCUUGCUGGGUGUCACGUGGCUAUUCGGUCUCCUCUCGCCUGUACAUAAAGCUUUCGCUUACAUCUUCACCAUACUUAACUCUGCUCAGGUCAGUGUUCGAUGACAUCUCUCAAAAUCGUUUAAUAUCUAUUAUGUUACUUUCUAACCAAGUGAGACACCGUUACAAUGGUCAUAUGAUAUUUUUUGGAAUUUUGAAAACAGAAAGCUGUUAACUAUGCAAGAGAAGACAGACUUCUUUUUCCAUUAUAAGAUAUGCAAUUUUCCUUCCUUCUUGGAAAUCUUAAUAGAUAUCUGACUAAUUUAUUUGCAUAUUGUAAAAAUUAAUGAUCUUGAAAUCAUAUUUAUGCUGCAGGGUUUCCUGAUUUUCGCUCUACACUGUAUGCGAAACACUCAGGUAAGAAAAAACAUCAAACUGAUUAUUAACUUUUAGUAUUUCGAUAGAUAUCCGAGUACUAGUACUAAGAACCGUAUUGCUUGUCUAUCUGCAGAUCAAAGAGCGACUCAAAAGAAAAAUGAAUAUCAUUUUUCCAUCUUCUAUAAAGAACAACUAUUCAAGGAAGAGCUCACGGGUCAAUCCAAGUGAGGUUGGGGAUAUAUGGGCAGUCGAAUUGCAGUCUUUUGCUAAAUUUGAAUCGAAAUCGCACUUAACUUAAAUAAUUGGAUAUAGCCAACCGGAAAAGACCGUCAAUUUCUUGGUACAAACACUUAGUUAACAGCGAUUAGUCGGUUGCGAUCGGUCUGAGUUACGAUCUGCAGCUAAAAGAGGUCAUUCUGUUCAUCUUUGUUUAAGCACCCAACUAGUUGUAAACGUAACCUAACUUCUUCAUGAUUAUAAGGUUAUUCUCUCGGCAAUCGGAUAGAUGCGGGCAAGAUUCGACGACAUAAACCAAUCUAACAAUUUAAAUUUCUAAUGGCUCAGUAUGCCGACGACUGUCCUUCGAAUAAGGUUACAAUAACACUACCAAUAUAGUUAUAUUGUAAGCUUCCAGAAUUUUCUGGAAUACUUUGUACAUAAGGACUGAGUCGUGUAGCAGUAGUACUUGUUGUUGUCGGGAGUGACUGAUUUUUCAGAACGCUGUACCGAAAGAGAGCUACUGUGGAAGAUUAUUAAUUUAGGUGAACUUUGGAGAAAACUGUGAGAUUGUGUCAAUACUGAGCUAAGAUAUAGUUUGUAGUGGGCUUCUUUAAGUUUAUUUAAGGAUAAUUACUCUACUUCCUUUAGGAGUCGCUCAUUGAUAUGAAUAUUACAAGUUGUUUAAUAAAGUAGUUAGGUUUGUUGAUAAAUAAUGCUCUUUCUGUCGGUUAAAUUGUACUGUAACAAAUUAUACUAAUAGUAUUAGUGGCUGACAUUCAAAUUUGAUGCUUAAUGAAUAAGUAGAUGAAUACGUAAAUGUUUCAAUAAAUAAACAAACAACUAAUUUGGAAAGAACAGAAAAAACCCCUAUGGCUGGAUCUUUUGUGGAUCAGUAACAUUUAACCAUUUUUUUUUCACAUUCCUAAAAUAAGGAGUAUCGUUGUGAAUCAAUAAUACAACGAUUAAUUUGGAAUUAAAUUGGGGCAAUGUUAGGCGGAAAUGGCAUAAACCAAGAGAUUAUAAACUAUUCGGCAUACAUUAUUAAAGAACGAUUAAAGAACUUUUAUGCAGCGUAGACUAUUUAAAGGAAAAAGCUCAGCGACAGAAAUAUGGAAUAUUUCCAUGGGCCUGGUUUUCAAAUAUCACUACAGCGGAGACGUAACACUGAAGAGGAAUUUCGACAAGCAGGAGAAGGAGUCGAUUAUGUAGAUGUGUGUGACAGUUUGCAACAGUCUAGGUUACGUCAAACCCAUUUAUAAACAAACAUGAAUGACGAAGCGUACGAUUAAGACGGAAGAAGUAAAAAUAAGAAUUUUUCUGGGCUAUACAAGAAAAUUUCUCUCGACACCACUCAAAUGCGAUAGGUCAAAACGCUUCAAGCUUCGAUUGACUAAAUAGAUCGCAGCUAACUCGGGAAUAUUCGAGAAUAGAAAAUCAAUUAUUCCAUGAGCGUGGAGAGAUACUGGGAGAGUAGAAUGUCUCGCCCACAGAGCACAUCAUUAUGACCCAAGAACGUCUUGCACAAAGAGCUUUUGACCUCCCCGCUCCUUCUAAAAUGUUGUAAUUCGAACAUUUGGACACAAAAGUGAUGGUUUGCAUGAUAAUAAUGCGUGUUAAUUGACACAUGAGCGAGUUAGUCCAUCAAAGUUAAAGGCGUACGAAUUAAAUAGACCCACCAACUGAAACGUAUGGCAUGUCAUAGGCGAGAUGAAUAAAUAAUAAUCAUUUCCAUUAUUUUAUGCAUACGAACAGAUGGCGUAAUAGCUUUAGCUACCAGUCGAUAAAAAGAAGUUUAUUCGACACAACUUUCAUUUAGCAGAGCUCAAACAGAAAUAAUCAUUUUAAAGUCAAUUAUUUUUGAGCUGCUUCUUUACAAAACUUCAACUACAAAAAGUGUCUUAAUGCCGUGAGGUUUUUCGAUUGUAUUAAGAAAACAAUGCUCCGCAUCUGGUGUAAGUUGCUUUUUGUCUAUUGGUCAGUCUUUGACAGAAAAAUAAAAAUGGAGACUAACGCCAUGAAUAUGCAAUCACAGAUCAUGAUUUGCAUCAAAUUCAAACUCGUACCAAAGCGUUUUAUGAGGACGUCGCAAACUCAAAACUCUCAAGCGGGGUGAAUCAAAUUUAAGUGCAGCGAUAGCUCCUAAGAGCAACCUUUGCUUACUUUGGGCAUGAUGAAGUAGAUGAUAAAUGGAGCUGAAUUCGGCAAAAUUUUCAAAACCCUUUUAAUGUGUUCUGUGCUGGGUAAGUACGACACUAGUUAUUCCCCUUUGUUCUGCUGUAGCUACGAAACUGUCGAAACUGACUUUCCAAUCUAUGAAAUAUUUAUUUCCAUUUUAAACCUACGGAACUCUGAUAACAAAAGAUACCAAACUCUACACAUGUCCUUUCUAAACUAUUUGUUAAUCAUUAAAGCAAAAGUUUGGGAUCUUUGUAUUAUCAUUAUUAUCAUUAUUAUUAGUUUCUCGAUAUUAAUCGCCUUCCGCAUAAUGCCAAAUGAUUGAAUUGUGUGAUGAGUACAACUAAAUCCGGCAAAGUGUGCGAAACCUUUUUUAAUAAGUUGUGCGCUAGGUAAGUACCACCUUAAUUAUAUCUUGACUUUCCAUUUGUGAAAUUCAGCCAAACGAAACAGAGAGGUGGCGGUUAUUUGACACUGUUAAUUAAAACAAAACAAAACAAAACAGACUCUAAAGAUGUCUGCAUUAAACUCUUAAUUCUUAAUCAGAGUAGGAUCUCUUAUAAACUGGAUUCCUAAAGCCUAUUAGAUUCCAUAUAGUGCAAAGUAAUCAAAGAUCAAAUAGCACAGGCGAGACAUCCAUGCGGUGGUCAUGUUAUUUGCGUCAUGGUUGUCUGUACAACAGCUUUGGCAGCCAUAUUUAGGAUGACAGGAACACAAUAGCUUAGUUGCUAUCGUUUUAUGCCACCACUACGACAAGAUGUCAAAAGGGGGAUACGUCUUCUCUUCAGAUAGGUGCUGAACGUUCGACGUGCUUAGACGAAAGAUCGGAUUAAUUAUCAGGGUCCACUUCAAAUGGCCCGUUUAAAAAUUCUGUCCGAAGGACGUUCGCGAGGGUCCACUGUAUCCUUAAAAAUGUUUCCCUCGUGUAACAAGUUUUGUUCGGCUGGUUGGUAAAUUGCACAGAUGCUGUACUUUAUUUAAAUUUCUCCGUCUGCUCCCUGAGGAAGGAAAUAAAAAUCAUGGGUAGAUGUUACAGGGC